Sphaerulina musiva SO2202 is the source of this 1242-nucleotide messenger RNA. RefSeq lists its product as uncharacterized. The annotation marks the transcript as partial. The transcript has 4 exons. The record is from RefSeq and is a predicted model, not a curated record. NCBI's taxonomy places the organism in Eukaryota, Fungi, Ascomycota, Dothideomycetes, Mycosphaerellales, Mycosphaerellaceae.
UCAUUUCAUCAACUGUGCUGGGUCGGUGAGUUCGUAGGCGGUUGCAGAGAGAAUGUGAAGCACUCCGCACCCUCAUCGCCCUCCCGAAACAGUCUCCUUCAAUCUUCAGUCAUACGAGUCGACAGCCACACAGCUCGCGCCACAAGCGCAACAGAUGGCGGUUGGCGGCUUCGCUUCGAAAAGACACGGACGGGUGGAGCAUUUAAUUUAGCGGCGUUCAGAAAUGGUGUUUCGCCAUUCCCUUUAUUCUUGCCGGCCAGACGCCGGUAGACCCGCGGAAGAAAGUAGCCAUGGCCAUUUGUGUGAGCGAUGAUAAUCAUAAUUACCUUGGCUACGGUAGGGAAGGUAAGGACCAAGGUUGGUAUAAUCAUACGUCGUCGUUGCACAAGUACCUAGGUACCUUUUUGAUGAAAUUCACACAUGACAGGUUCCACACUUUCCUGCGCAAGGAGGAAAAGUUGGCAGGUCCCGACUCCCCAAGCGCACAUACACUUACCUACACGUACACAUGCAGCUUAUGACGCGCGACCGCCAUCGUGUCAAUAAACAACGGAACUGCCACUUUCCACUUUUCUUCUCUCUCCUUGCUUCGUUACCGUUACCUACCUUACUUACUUGACCUGACCUGAACAACAACAUCAACAACAACUACUACUACUACUGGUAUCCCACGCGCAGACCUUUCUUCUCCAUCAGACCAACCACCACUCUCAAACAAACCACCUCAAUUCACCGCAACCAUGGGCGCCGUCGCAUCCUGCUUCAACUCCUUGGUCUCGGCCAUAACUAGCUGCUUCAUGGCCGUCGUCAACGCCAUCGUCGCCGUCAUCAAAGCCAUCGUCAAUGGAGUCGUCUCACUCUUCUGGGCCAUUGCUUCGUGCCUGACUUGCGGAAAAGCUGGAGGUCGAAGGAGAGCGACGACGAGUCAUGUUUGAUGUUUGAGGCCUUUUUGGGAGGUGGAAAUGAUUCCGUUUCAUCUGUCGACAUGAGAUGAUGGCGGUGAAUCGCUGGACGAAAAGAGAUCCUACUAUGUUGGUGGCUCGCAUGUGAUGGGGUGAACGGAUGGAUGGAGUGGUAAUGCGGGACGGGAGGUAUGGGGUGGGUCAUCAUCACAGCAGGACCUUUUGUUUCUUUCUACAUGUUUUGUUUUUUUGGUGCGUUUACUGAGACGAGACGAGAGAGUGAUGAUGAGUAGUAGCAGUGAUACCCAAUGCAAGUUGCGUACUGUUUUGUAAAAAGAUG